Molecule: messenger RNA, 3596 nt
Organism: Doryrhamphus excisus (bluestripe pipefish)
Lineage: Eukaryota; Metazoa; Chordata; Actinopteri; Syngnathiformes; Syngnathidae
Gene: csf3r
Product: colony stimulating factor 3 receptor
Molecular function (GO): protein binding
Source: RefSeq, a predicted model, not a curated record
AAAGUUUCACUCUUUUCAAACAAGCGUCCUUGCUGCUUCACAAACAUGCGUGGUCCAAACGGGGACGCUUUGAGCCUCCUCGCGUCUCGACCGGUGUGAUCUGGGCUUCUACAGCUGCUGCAUGUGUGCAGACAGAAGAAAACUCCCGAUUUCAGUGAAGAUUUGAUGUUUGUGGAAUGGUGCCAUCAUGGCGGCCACAUGGAUGUCAGUGGUUGUCAUGCUGUGGGUAGUAGCGGAUGUGUACUCGGUGCGAAGCGAGAGUGACGGUCAACCAUGCGCGAGUGUCCACGCCAACAGUUCCGUGGUGGCGAUGGGGUCGCCUGUGGAAGCCACUUGCGUGAUCACAAAUGACUGCCCCCUCCUCACUGGACACACGGGUGAUGUGGAGUGGCGACUGGACGACAUGGUCCUUCCCAGCGUACCCACGGUCAAUCGGAGCAACAGAACCUAUCGAGUGGUCAUCCCCAGUUUCCAACGCACCAGGGCCAUCCUCACAUGUUGCAUCCUAACCUCGCCCAUGCAGAUCAUCGGAGGGGUGGAAAUCCGAGCUGGAUAUCCUCCUUCAGUGCCACAGAACCUAAGUUGUCAGACCAACCUUUCCACCCACAGAAGCCUGACCUGUAACUGGAAAGCCAGCCUGGAAGCGACCCACCUGCCCACAAAGUACACCCUCCACACCCACAUAGGGAGUUUAAACCAGAACCACACUUACGAGCUGCCACCCGGGGUCCAGAGCUAUACCAUCCCUCGCACUGGCUUUGUGUUAUUCUCAGAAAUGGAAAUAUAUGUAAAAGCUGUGAAUCAGCUGGGAGAAGCGAGUUCGCCGCCGCUCACUUUGGAGCCUAUCAGUUCAGCUAAGUUUGACCCACCAAAGAUUGUAAAAAUCCAAGUGGUGCAGUUUGGCUGCCUCCGGCUAAGAUGGGACUUAUCACAGCACCAGCACUGGAUGAAGGACUAUGUGAGCCUUGAAGUCAGAGUCAAGACAGCGGCUAGCAGCCAAUGGAACCAACCACCAAUCCUGGUGCCUCGGGUGGUGUCCAAGAAGCCUGUGGAUCGGUGUCAUCUGCUACACGGGAUGCAGUACGUGGCCCAGAUCAGAGUUCAAUACCAGCAAAGUCCUUGGAGUGAAUGGAGCAACAGCCAAUCUGCAAUGACCAUGGAGAGAGCUCCUACAGGACUCCUGGACACAUGGAUGAGGGUGACAAGGGAUCACAUGCACAAACAGCUCCAAAUGCUUUUGUUUUGGAAGCCGUCACAACGGUUCAGAGCCAACGGACGAAAUGUGUCGUAUGUUGUCUCUGUGCAAAAAGUGGUGAGUAAGAAGGGAACGCUGUGCGCUACCGCAGAGAGACAUUGCACCUUCCAGGUUCCCCAAAGAGCAAGGAAAGUGUACGUCAUUGCAGUGAAUGCAGCAGGGAAAUCCUCCCCUACGCAAGUCAGAAUCUACCAUCCCAAAGCACAUGAGGCGAUAUUGGACGUCAGCGCAGUCGCUCUUGAUAACAGAUCCCUUCUGGUCCAGUGGAAGAAGAUCACGUCAGCCAUUCUUGUUGAUCACGUGGUGGAAUGGAGACCUCUGUUACAGAACGACCUCUCCCUUGUUCAGUUUGAGCUGGCUGGCCAGAAUAUGUCGAGCAUCGUCAUAACAGGAAGCUUUGAGCCGUACAAGCCCUACGGGAUCUCUGUGUAUCCCAGAUUUAAGGACGGGAUCGGUCGGCCUCAGACUGUUAAUGCCUACUCGCUGCAGAAGGCGCCAUCUUUGGUUCCACAUGUAACUAUUCAAGUAAACGGGCAGUCUCACGUGGAACUCACCUGGAAUGAAAUACCUUUGGACCAACGCAACGGGAUUAUUCGAAGCUACAAAUUGUUUUACUGGGACGAGACAAGAAGAGUCCAUGUGGCAAUUGGAGACCUGGAAGAGAGACGACUGGUCCUGACAGGCCUCAACGCUUUGUAUGUUUAUGAUGCUGUGUUGAUGGUUAGCACGGACGGUGGGAGCCGAAACGGGUCGAUGGUUCAUUUUGACGUCAAAGGAAUAGAUCGGGUGGCUGUCGUGUUGAUGGUCGUGUUGCCUGGGGUGGUUUUAGCUCUGCUGUUCAUUUUUAUGGUUGUGGCUUGUUACACCAAAGAAAGCAGGCUGAAGGUGCGCUUUUGGCCAAAUGUACCUGAUCCUGCAAAUAGCAGCAUCAAAAGUUGGACUUCUGAAUCCACACAGGAUGUCAUAUCUCCUUGGGACCGCGAAGAGCCUAAUCCAGUAUACCUGUCUCAUCUGAGUUUCCUUGAACUCCCCAUGAAACAAAACAAAGAAGACGAUGAUAGCUCUUGGUCUAACAGGCAAGAUGACACCAGUGACCUCGGAGAGUCCAUUUGCGGCUCCCCUUUCCUUCCCACCUUCUCGUCUUCAAACAGUGACUCCGUCCCUUAUGCCACCGUCAUCUUUCCCACUCCGAACUCUCCACCCCAGCAACACGCCCACGUGUACCUGCGCUCAGAGUCAACGCAGCCUCUGUUGGCGUCGGAAGAACUCCAAAGUCCGAAGCGCUACCAGAACCUGGUAUGUGACGGCUCCCAUGGGGAACAGUGCUUCUUUGGACCGUGUGGGUGUCCUGAAGAAGAAGAAGAGGCGGAGCCAGCAAUUCAUUGGGAUGACUUCCCUUUUUUAAGCUCAUUAGCCAUGAAUGAGACUCAUUGAAUUGCAAACUGUGGUACAAGUACCGCUGGUGGUAUGCGGGCUCUGUCGAGUGCAGGGGUGGGCAAACUGCGGCCUGCAGGCCACAUCAGGCCCGCCAAGCUUCUUAAUCUAGGCCACUAGACAUUUCAAAAUUUAUUUUUUUUACACAUUCAACAUGGAAAGUGUAGCCGGCAACAAGACUUGCAGCGCUAUUGUGGCAGGCUUUAGUCGCCAAAAUACUCAGAUGCAAUUUGCAUUUUGUACAAAAAAGUCAUCCAAACAACACAACAUGUCAACACAUGUUGACCCACCUACAUGCCAUAAAAAAUACCCAUAUAUUCCCACCGCAAGGCAUGCUGGGUAGCUUGUGGUACUCUUUUUGCCCUGUUUUUUGAUUGCAAAAUAUGGUGAGGAGGUUGUCAAAGUAGUAAACAAAGAGGAGUAAACAUACUCUUGAUAUCCAAUGUUUUAUUGUUCAUAUUGUUGUUGAAGCUGGACUAACCGGCACAGGCAUUUGGAAAUACUGUAACAGUUUUAAAUGAUGUGUUAUGUUUAGCGCUUACUUGUUGAUGUUGUUGAUGAUGCGUUAAGUUGCGAUGGAUGUGUUGUGUUUUCAUUUUGUUACGGUGUGUAUAAUUGCGUUGGUCUAUAUAUUGACCGCCCACCGCCACAUUUUUUACUUGCUCCUGAUGCUGUGUGAUCAGUAGGUAAAUGUGGUAAUAGUGUCAAAGUGAUUUGAGUACCUUGAAAGUAAAAAAAAUUACUUUAUUUGUAAUAUGUAUUGUGUUCUGGUGUGUAAUCCUGGUAGAAUCAAUGAAAGAAUCACUCUGUGGAUUACAUUGAUGUACAUUCUAUAUCACAAGGGGCAUUGUCAGCCGUUCCAAUGAAAAACUGCUGGCACUUUUUAAAUGUUUUUUUUAUGUUUCCU